AAAAAAUUCCACUCCGAAGUGAAACCAUACAUAUGCGAUACGUGCGAUAAAUCGUUCGUCAGGAUUCAUGAUUUAAAACAACACAUAAGGGCCCAUACUGGAGAAAAACCAUAUAAAUGUGAUGUAUGUGGCAAAUCGUUCAUUGACUCUUCUACAUUAAAUAAACACAUAAGGAUACAUACCGGUGAAAAGCCUUACAGUUGUGGUGUGUGUGGUAAGCAUUUCAAUCAAGCCAUUUCUUUGCGUCGCCACAAGGAGACCCAUAAAUAA
Molecule: messenger RNA, 270 nt
Organism: Helobdella robusta
Lineage: Eukaryota; Metazoa; Annelida; Clitellata; Rhynchobdellida; Glossiphoniidae
Exons: 1
Biological process (GO): regulation of transcription by RNA polymerase II
Molecular function (GO): DNA-binding transcription factor activity, RNA polymerase II-specific; RNA polymerase II cis-regulatory region sequence-specific DNA binding
Source: RefSeq, a predicted model, not a curated record